AUGCUGCUGCAACGUCUCGUGGUGAUGGUCUACUCGCUUUGCACGCUGCUGCAGCACAUCAAGCACAAGAAGUGGUUCUUGCUCGUGCUCGUCAGCUUCUAUAUGGGUCUUCGUUCCACUCAAAGGGAUCCAAUCGUAGGAAAGUCGCGUGACGUGCAUAUCAAUAACAUGAAUACACAGAAGAUCGACGAUGGGGUACACAUGGCACCGACGCUUGUGGUUGCGCCGUGGACCAACGCCAGCUUUGAGUGUGUAGGCUGGAAGCGCAUCCAGUCGUGCCGAGAAGAGAAGCCGGAAGAUGAAAAAGAGGACGAGCCACUGGAGCCGGAGAAGGACGUAUUGGGGUGCUCGGAAGAGGUUGGACCCCGAAUGGCUGGCUACUGUAUUGUGCGGAAUCGCACGUCCGGCGACUUGUACAAGCUCAUGGUCAGCUCGUGCGACUCGCUGCCAACGGGAUCUUCGUACACGUGCGACAUGUCGCGCGACUUCUCCGAAUUCGGAUACCACUCCGUUAAGUACGAGCAUAAACCUGUGGCACCAACGCUAGCGCUGCCGUUAGCAGCGACAAGCAGACGGCAGCCGACCAAUGGUGUGUUGAUGAUCAUUUACGACCGCGUGCUACCGUCGGCGUACGCAACUAUUCGGAUGUUGCGUCUUCAAGGCUGUGUUCUACCUGUUGAAUUAUGGUAUCGGCCAGAUGAAAUGUCGAUCGAUAAUCCAAUUGUUUACAAGCUCUUAUCCGAAUACAACGUACGGAUGCGACCGAUCUUUGACCGGCGUGCGAUGGGAUUCCAUGUCAAGCCGUAUGCAGUGUAUUAUAGCAACUUCGAUAACGUAUUGCUGUUGGACGCAGACAACUUGCCAGCCAAAGACCCGACCUAUUUGUUCGAGGAACCGGAAUUUUUGCGAACGGGCGCCAUAUUCUGGCCUGACUACUGGCAACCAUCUAACUCUCUCUUCGAGUUAUCAAACACAAGUCUCCUAUGGCAGAUUACAGGUGUGAAGUUUGUGGAUAUGUUUGAGCAAGAAAGCGGACAGGUUCUGAUCGACCGGCUGCGCAGUAAGAGAGCUUUGGACAAGCUUAUGUUCUACUCCACGCAUCAGCCUCGAUUGUUAGAACAGUUGCAUCUCAUUUGGGGGGACAAAGACCUUUUUCGAUUGGCGUGGAUCAACAGCAGUCAGCCCUUUCACUUUAUCAAGUAUCCGCCUGCAGUGGGUGGAUUGGAUUUGAAGAAGGAGAAGGGAGUAUUCUGUGGACUUGCCAUCAUUCAGCAUGACGUACAGGGCAAUCUAGUGUUUUUCCACCGGAACUCCAUCAAGUUGGACGGCAAGCCCGAUCAGCCGCGUAUAAUGAGCCACAUACAAGAGUAUUCGCUGGAAGGUGACCCGCGCGAUUACCGCAUUUUCCAGGCCGUGUACGCGCAUCGAGAGUGCUGCUACUACAUUGGCACAGACUCGUUGCCAGACGGACGUCCAGCUACCCAGGUCACACCUAUCGACUCGACAAUCUACGCUUCGGUUGAACAAUUGGCGAUCCAAUUCUCCGUUGAGGCUCGACAACUGCUGAUCGAUGAUGCGCUGUCCAGCAAUCUCGGCUUCCGGUCGAUGCGCAUGGAGCAUAUCGUGGCACUGUUCUUGCUGAUCUACGUGCUCGCGAUCAUUGCGUUCGUGUGGUGUAAUGGUCGACCUGCACGAGAGCGACUGCCGAGUCGCUGGAAACCCAUGGAGUCCAAGGAACGAUAG
Peronospora matthiolae is the source of this 1743-nucleotide messenger RNA. NCBI's taxonomy places the organism in Eukaryota, Oomycota, Peronosporomycetes, Peronosporales, Peronosporaceae. The record is from the annotation of a GenBank genome assembly.